AUGCGGAUGCUCAAGACGACCGGCCUCUUCCAGAAGAAGCCGACGGUGAUCCCGAUCAUGGAGGAGGAGAGCGAGCCGUCGCCGCUGCCUAUCUACAUGGACAUGCAGACCGCGCGCCACAUUGGCGGCAACCGCGCGCAGCCACAGCGGUCCGUGGCCACGGACGACGACGACGACGCGUCGAGCCAUCACCCACUCGACAACAUCUUUGACACGCUGCAGCUGCAGACGAUGGUCGGUCGCGACCGGCGGCGGCGCAUGCCGAAAGAGAUGCGUCUUGUCUUUGAAGCCGAACAAGAUAUGCUGCGGAGCCCCGCAGCGCAGCGGCAGUCGGGCGCCGUCGUGCAGCCCGAGAACCUCUGGCAGACGUACGACACAGUCAGCCGGAUACACUUUGAGCGCGACGGCGGCGCGCUGCGGGCUCACGACGGCGAACCGAUCAAGCUCGUGUCCAAAGCGUGCUUUGGCUUGUACGCCAACCUCGUUGCAGUCGGCUUUCUCUACGGCGCGCUACCAUCCUUGUACCUUGCCUCAUCCAGUAAGUCCCAGAAUGACGACUACUCGCAGCUGCCUGUGCUCUCGCUCAUGACGCCAUUGUACCCGAUCUUCAACGCCCCCGUCGCCCUCACACUGUUUCCGGCGUCGCUGCGAUUAUUGGUGGGCCUCGCGUCCGACUGCUACCCGUUCUUGAGCUACCGCCGCAAGUCCUACAUGGUCGCAGGCUGGGCCAUCGCGGCGCUCGGGCUCCUUGUCGCGGGCGUACUGGCCAUGGCGGGUGCCAACCUCGUCGCGCCGCUCCUCGUUGCCACGAUCGGUGUCACGAUCGCCGACGUCGCCGGUGACGCGCGCGUCGUCGAGUUUGCGCAGCGUGAGCGGCUCUCCAAGCGCGGCAACCUCCAAGCGCUGGCGACCGGUAUCAAAUUUUCGCUCACGGCCGCCGGUCAGUUGUACGUGGCCAUCUUUCGCACCUGCCAGGCGGCUCCAUGGACGGCCGAGAGCUCUGGCUACCAAGCUCUGCUGUUUACACUGGCGCUCAUGGCGCUGUCGCCAAUUCCGUUUGUGUGGACGCGUCUCGUCGAGGAGCCAGCACCGCCGUCGUUGCCGUGGGCCGUGCGCGCAACCGACCUCUUUGGCCUUCUCAAGAAGAAGUCGAUCGUGCACAUUUUGUACUUUGAGCUCGCGUUCUCGCUCUUGAGCCAUCUCGGGGCGGGCGCCGGGUCGUUCUGGAAGCGCCACGACGUCGACCUCGCGUUCGAGACGCAGUUUCUCAUGCAAAACCAGUCGGCCAUGUCGGACGACGUCGCGUUCACCAAGUCGCUCGUCUUUACCCAAGGCCUCAUGGUGUCAGGCGGCCUUCUCUGCUUUGCGCUCCCGAUGCUACUCUGCCGGUCCCCGCUCGCCGCAUGGAACUGGCGCGUCGCGUUCUUCGCCUGCACGCUGCUCACGUCCGUGUUGUGCGCUGUCCAGGCAUCGUUCCUAGCGUACGACACGAGCCGCGGGCCCAUCGUGUGGUACCUUCUGCCUCUCCUCGUGCAGUUCCCUAUGGGCAUCCGCUACAUGCUCAGUCUCUUUCCGAUCGUCGAAGUGACCGAGCCGGUCUACGAAGCAACGAUCGGAAGCCUCCUCGUCACGGCGCAGCUCGCACCGAUCCCGCUCGCCACGAUGCUCUUCAGCCUUUUUGAGCAUCCCUACGUGGCACGCUUGGCGCCGAAUCUCAAUUUUACAUCCGACGCGACGCAGUCGGCGUACGGCGAGCUCGCGAGCUUGAACGCGCUCUGGGGCUUUGCCGCGAUUCUGAGUCUUUGCUGGCUGCCCAACCAAAAAGUGAGUGCGCAGGUCAUCCGCAAGUUUGGCGGCACGCGCCGGCGGUGGGGUCAGACAUCGCUGGUCCUCGGCGGCGUGUCCUUCGCAUUCGUGCUUGUCGUUGCGCUCCUGAGUCUGAUACCGGGCCUUGGCUGCGUGCCCGCACUCGGGGACAAGUGCCCGCCGUAG
Saprolegnia parasitica CBS 223.65 is the source of this 1992-nucleotide messenger RNA. RefSeq lists its product as hypothetical. The transcript has a single exon. The coding region runs from base 1 to 1992 and encodes 663 amino acids. Lineage: Eukaryota; Oomycota; Saprolegniomycetes; Saprolegniales; Saprolegniaceae. The record is from RefSeq and is a predicted model, not a curated record.